Messenger RNA from Biomphalaria glabrata, 4636 nucleotides. RefSeq lists its product as uncharacterized. The record is from RefSeq and is a predicted model, not a curated record. NCBI's taxonomy places the organism in Eukaryota, Metazoa, Mollusca, Gastropoda, Planorbidae. Bases 605 to 1378 code for a protein of 257 amino acids. The transcript is spliced from 9 exons.
UUUGUGUUUCGUGCGGUAUCGUCGAUACCUUCACCCCUCUCCGUGUGGGCACGGCGGUGAUUUCAUGUAGAUAUGUUUCUCUCUUAUCAGACUCAAUUUCUUGGACUUUUUUCCUCCCUAAAAAAACACUUGUCAGUGAGGCAAUGGGCGAGGCCUUGCCAUUUGAGAUGCAGUAUCGGAUAGUUGUUGGGUAAAUGGUGUUGUUGUGACAUAAACCGUGUAGAGUAGGUGUGUGUGUGUGUUUGUAGGCGGUGGUCUUCUGGUGCAUCAUGCUUUAGUUCACUUGGGGACGAUGUUAGUCUGUUUACACAUUUAUUUUCCAAGCAGAAUACUAUAGGUUUCUUUGGAAACGUUAUGGACUUCGUAAAGGUGACGGUAUUUUUGUUAAGAUUUUACAUUAAGACCUAACUAGAACAGUUGACAUCUAUUACGUUGUCCUCCUGAGUGAAGUGAGACAGUGCACAGCACAACGAAUCUCACAACAUACUAUUGCCAAUAUGUAGCAGCAUUUCCAGAGACAUUUGAAGACGUCUUGGCUUACAAGUGAUCUCACCAAUUGAUGCACAUCAAACAAUAAAAGUAAAACGAAUAAAACAAUUCUAACAUGGAUUUUGUGACGUACCGUGUCGUAUUUGCUUUGCUAUUUUCACAAUACACCUGUGUCGCCGCCCAGGCCAACCCUGAUGUGGUUGGUAUGGCUGUAGCGGGCUGCGUCAGUUUCGUCAUGGCCUGUGUGAUCAUUGCUUACCUCUUUUUGUCCUUUGGAUGGCCAGAAUGGUUUGACCAUUGGAUGAAACAAAGGAAUAAAGUGCGCAUGCCCAGAGACUACUUUAAGAAGAAAGAUGAAAUUAAAAAGAAAUUGUUAAAUGGUUCUUUAAAUGGAAGUCUUCCUUCACAGAAAUAUGACAGAGUAAAAGCCAUUUUCCUGCCGCAAAUUAAACGCAUCCAUCUACUGCGUUCUCCUAAAAAGAAAAUCAAGAAAACUUCCUGGACACAGGGAUGGAACCAAAGACAACCAUCACAUCUUAACAGACUCUACGAAGAAAAGGAUGCAACAAUGGAACUUGGGGAAGAAGAUCUUGCUGAUGUGGAGUUCAAAAUUGAAACAGUAGUUGUAGAUAAUGAGCAUUUAGAUGUAGGGCCGUUCAAGAAUGACCAUUCCAGGGAGAUACCAAUAAGUGGAGACAUUUACAAUGAACCUUACAUCUACACCACAGUCAACACACUCACUAAGAACUCAAGUAAGAGGAAAAGUGAUUCCCCAGUUUCCGAAGCUAACAAAUUGGAAGUGACAGAAAUGAUUGACCUCAAAGGAGAUCUGCCACUAGACUCAAGUAUCAGGGUCAACCACUUUGAUGAAGCACUCAUUCAUCUUUAAGAAAAAAUGACUGACCGCUGAAAGGAACAUUACCUUGUAUGUUCUUAUGUUAUGAAAAAUUUGUUUAAUACAGUUACAAUUAUGAAAAAAACUGCAGGUGUUGAAGUUUAUCUAGUUAGGUAAUGUUAACCAUUUCUUUUUGGAGGGGUUGUUCACUAUAACAUUAAGCAUAGCAUUAGCCAUGAAAAUGACACUGUCUUAUUAUUAAUGAACUGUAAGAGCAUUUGUUUAAAUUGAAAUCAUUUCAUAUUUUACUUUAUGUUAAUAUAAAACCCUGUAACUGUUGCCUCCCCAUGUUAUGUAUGUUAAUUGAUUUUUUUAAUCAAAGCUUUAUUUCGUUUUAGUCUGAGGAUAUCAAAUUAUAAAAACACAUGUUUUAUACCCAAAAACAUUUUAUUGGGGAUGCAAAUCUCAGUCAAAAUAUUGUUGGUCAAUGAAGUUUGUAUAUUUAAGUGUUCAUUUCCUAGUUAAAAUAUUUUUGUUAUUAUUUUUUUUAAGUAUUUUUACACCUGAUAAUCUAAUCAUAUAGACAAUGAAGCAAUUUUGCUAUAAUUUAUUAAAUACACUUUUAUGCUUAAUUUCAUUACAAAAUUUGGCAUAGUUAACUUUGCUUUAGAAUGUAAAUGAUUGUAGAACUGUAUCAGUUAUUGUUUUUUUUUUUUUUAUUUUUGCUGAAAAUAAAAUAAAUUUAAUGCCGAUUUUAAUAGAUAAAAUUCUCAAUAAUUAAAUGUUAUUGUAAAAUUUUACUAAAAACAAACCAAAACAAAUUUUUAUAAAAAUUAAAUGUAACAAUUUGAAAAGUAACACAAGAACAUGCGUAUACAAAAACAAGUCAACAUUAUUUGAUACUGAAUUAAGUGCCUUAUGAGAUCAAUGUGUGAUUCCUUUUGUGAAUAUGAUUUUUUUCCAUAACAUCAUACUUUUUGUUAGUUAGUUUUGACAUACAAAAAACAAUAUAGAAAUAAAUAGUUGAAAUCUAGUCUUUUAAACAAUGUAAAAAAAAUAUUUUUUUCAUGUUUUCACAGAUCUAGAUUUUCCUGAAAUCUUUUUUUUUUUCUGAAGUCAUCGAAGUCUAAUAAAAAUAUAUAGUAAUGUUUUUUUGCAUAUUCAAAUGUGAUUUUUUUUUAAUGUUCUAGAAAAAUUAAUGUGUUAAAAUAGAUUUGUUUUGUCUUUUUUUGUUUUCUGAAAAUGAUAUAAAUCAAGUUUUAAAAGUGUAUUAUGCAUAAAUAUUUAUUAACUUUAUUUUUUUAGAAAUGGUAUCGAAAUUCCCCUAACUUGUUUAAUUAGGGUAAUUUGCUCAUAUAAUACUUUUCUGAGCACAGAACCAAAUAUUUCCUUAUGAAUAUUAUUCAAAUAAGAAUAUAUAUAUAUAUUGUAUUUAUGAAUUUUUUUGUAUUUGCUUUGCCUCGUAUUCAUUGUUAACAUCCUUCAUUAAAAAAUGUUUAUCUUUAAGUUCUUCAUUACAAACAAACGAGUGCUUGAACUGAUCAAACCUUAAUUUGCACCUGGUGCACAGUCUGCAGAUCUUAUCUCUCACAGCAUUAAGUUGUAUUUGGGAGAUUUUACUCUCUCUGUCUUCUCAUGUGACUUAGCUGGCAGGCCACACAGGGCACAUUGGCAGACAGGCCAUACAGGGCACAUUGGCAGGAGAGCCACACAUGGCACAUUAUCAGGCAGGCCAUACAGGGCACAUUAGCAGUCAGGUUAUACUGGGCACAUUAGCAGGAGAGCCACACAGGGCACAUUAUCAGGCAGGCCAUACAGGGCACAUUAGCAGUCAGGUCAUACAGGGCACAUUAGCAGUCAGGUCAUACUGGGCACAUUAGCAGUCAGGCCAUACAGGGCAAAUAUGUGUCUAAUCUUCUUGAAUUCUUGGUGCCUUAUUUCUUGGGUGUGUCCCUAAAUGACAAGUUUCAGGGUUUGUUGGCCAGUCAAUCUUUUCCUGCUACCAUCUCAUACGAAAGUAAGAAUUGAAUAUAUCGACCAGUAAUGAAGUAAUUUACCCAUGGGGCCUGGGUUUAAGACUAUGUUGGUCCUUCCAUCCCCAUCUAAAAAGCAUGAAAGUUGGGUAUGACCAAAAAAAAAACAUCUAGUGAAUCAGUACAUUAAAUGUAUGUAGUAUUUCUUACAAGUAACAGUGUUAUGACACUCAGUAACAACUUCUGCCAAGAAAUAGUGUUGUUAUAAUACAUUCGUUUUAGUUGUGCUUUAAAAAUACAAUACAUCAAUAGAGCAAACUAUUUGGACAAUAGCACACAAAAUAUACAUUCCCAUCCCAGUUUCUUUUAAACAUUACAUGUGAAAUGUACAGCACAUAGACUUAUAUAUACUACUCUAGACUGGACAUGGAGAUUUUUGAACACUACAAAAAAUGUCUUGAAAAUUUUUUAGAAAGUUGGAUCAAGGCGUUGUUUUGUAGGUAAAAGAUGUAAAGUUGUAUUUUUUUCAACCCUAACCUAUGUAACAUAUAAUUUAAUUUUUAGAUCUAGAUUUAGUAAUUGAGCAUAAAAAUAAGAGUACUGUCGUAUCAUAAUUAUUAUGUUGCAAUUUUUAGAUACAUAAUCUAGAAAGAUCUAGGUAAUCAAUCUAUUUAAAUGUACAUAAGAUGAUUUAAAUCAACAUGAGUUAUUUCGAUCUAGAAUUUUUAAAACAUUAUCUCAAUGGAAACAAACAGGAAAUGGCUUUGUUUCAUAUAUUUGCGUGAAUAUCCGAGAAAUGAUUUUGCAUUAUUUCUAAACUUUGAAAACUUAAGAUCAUUACUUUUUUAAGGCAGAAAAGAUUUAUUGGGGCGACUCCCCCUUAGAGCUUGAAAAAGAGUUUACAUACAUUAAAAUCUAUAUAUACAGGUCUGUGAAUCGAUCAAUUUAUUUCCGGUUUCCAGUCUAGUAUAUAUAUAUAUAAGUCUAUGGUACAACAGUUAAAACACUCCUUACAAGCAUUUGUGUUGUGAUAUCCAUGUUUGUAAAGUCUUCUUAACGUUGUAAAUAAUUACUUUUCAAUGACCUCUGUAGGUCAUUAAAAUUAAUGGGCCCUGACGCAACAAGCUCCUCACAUCAUGGUUGCUAUUCUAUUGAUCUAGACUUAUGUAAAUCUAGUAAAUAAAAAAAAGAAAGAUUUCUUGUACAAUAUGUUCCUUAGCAAAGAAAUGUGUGCUGUAUUGAUACUUACUCUACGUUUCAAAUGUUUUGUUACAACUGUAUGUCAAGAUGAAGCUGUAUUCACAUUUUAUAACUGUAAUAAAUAUUUAAGACAAAAUGA